UGGACACAAAGCGUAUGCAGACAUAUGUCGCUACAGACUCACGAGCGUUUUGCCCCCCCACACGGGAGAACAUGUUUAAGGUGGCCUCGUACGUCCCAUAUAUUUACAAAUGCUCAAAUGGAAGAAACUUCUUCAAAUUUUACAACCAAAUAAAGACAAAGGGGUACUCCGAUUUGCUUAAUUUUGCGAAGGGCCUGUAUCUGUGCUUGUGCAGGAAUUGCCACAAAAAUGAUGACCUGUUCAUACAUUUUUCGAAACAAUUGUUCAGAGACAUUCAUGGGGAAAAUUUCGUGGAGAGGAACAAGAAAGACCUGUGCUUGCUAAUGCUGUUGUAUAUGAAAUGCAAAAAAAGGAGUAAAUCGUUUGUACUCGGGAAGGACAUAAUUAAACACAUAAGUUGCGCAAUCGAAGAAAAUUUAGACAACUUCGAUGAAGAUGAUCUCUCCACCGUUUUGACCUUCUUAAACUGCACAGCGAAUAACAAAUUGUACUCACCCCACGGUAUAAUAAAAAAUGACGUAAGCGCCAGAAUUACAACACAGAUUAUUCAACGAAGCGAUAAUUAUUUGCACAAUUUCAGGCAGACGAAAAAUCUGUGCAUAUUGUACAGUUAUUUAUGCAGAGAAAACAUAAGCAUCAAAUUGCAUAAUAACAUUUUGUGGCGAAUUUUUAGCGAUGUAGAUCGCUGCGGGGACACCGAUUUGACUAACAUUGUAUUUAACUUUUACUACAUUAACAGCGUUUUUUUUAAAAAAUUUUUAAGCAAAAUAUGCGAGCUGUGUGCACACGAGGGGGGGCAAAUAUGCGAAGUAGGCCAUACUCAGAAUGGUUCGCUUUGUACCAGCAAAAUAGAAAAGCAAAACGAUAGGAGAGCUGAAACGUGCAGGAGUGAGGAGGUCACAUCGUUGACGAAGAAAUGGGAUGAGGAGUUAACCUCUCAGGAGGAACAUUCCGGAGGAAGCACACUCAGCAGUGAUGGGGUUGCACGUCAUUCGAACCCCGUUUAUAAAUGUGACAUGUUAGGACGUACAGCGGGAGACACCCAUUUUUCGCAAGAAAAACCCACCCCAUAUGUAACGUACGGAAACAUAUUCAACCUCUACAGCUGCAGUAUAUUCCUGCAUGGAUUCAUAAAUCAUUAUAACAACCUUUUUUUAAAAAGGAGGAUAGGAAAAUUGCUUGACCGAUGCAACUUCAUAGAUAAUAUUUGGAAAAACUGUAGACUGAUGCAUAUUUUUUAUUACACACUUGAGUAUUAUAUCAACACAGGGGUGAGACUGGAAAUGAAUGCAGACAGCGUGGAGCGCAUCUUAAGAAAGGGAUACACUGAUGAGGACGUUGCCCAUAAAAUGAAGGAGGUAAAAUUAUACAGCAACAUCUUUUGCGCGGAUAACAUAAAAUUGUUGAUGUAUGUAUACCAGGGUGGAGUGCGUUACUACGGACGUUACUUCGAUGCGUGCAGGGCGUUUCUAGAUAAGUACAUACUAAAUUUACUUCAAGAAGGAGUUUCCAAAGAUGAAUCGACGGGAAAAAACACAACGAAAGGAACAACACGAAUAAAGGACGAGCAUAUUUACCUACUGCUGAGCGUUUUAAACCAAAUGAAUGUGCAGAAUGAGGUAACAUUUGACUUAGUAAUGCGAAAUUUUAAGCUACAUGGGAAGAGUUAUCCCCUUAGGGCAAGUCUCCUGAUGCUGCAAUUUUGUCACUCCCAUGGGGGGGAUGAUUCAUACCGUACCAUUUAUACACACAUAGGGAGAACCGUGGAUUCGCUGAUCAGCUGCGAUAAUGCCAUUUUACCAAAUAAUUUUGGAGUUUUAUUUUUUCCCCCUUUUUUGGUGAAGGAAGGAAUACGUAGGAUGUACCUCUCUCUGUUUGUAAAAAGCGCCAAAUGGUAUUUACACAGAAAGGAAAAAACACAAACAUAUAGGUUAACUGAUGAGCUGCUAUACUUUGCCUUAAGUUACAACAUACUGUGGAGAGACACUAAUGCACAUGGUGAAAGUUUUUUAAAAUAUUUUAAAUUAAAAGAAUUAAAAAAGAUUUAUGAAUUUAUUCACGAAUUUGAAAAAAUAACAAAAAAAAUUCCUUCAAAUUAA
Messenger RNA from Plasmodium cynomolgi strain B, 2099 nucleotides. RefSeq lists its product as hypothetical. The transcript is spliced from 2 exons. The coding region runs from base 15 to 2099 and encodes 694 amino acids. The record is from RefSeq and is a predicted model, not a curated record. NCBI's taxonomy places the organism in Eukaryota, Apicomplexa, Aconoidasida, Haemosporida, Plasmodiidae.